Messenger RNA from Colletotrichum destructivum, 1357 nucleotides. RefSeq lists its product as uncharacterized. The record is from RefSeq and is a predicted model, not a curated record. The coding region runs from base 97 to 1206 and encodes 369 amino acids. Lineage: Eukaryota; Fungi; Ascomycota; Sordariomycetes; Glomerellales; Glomerellaceae. The transcript is spliced from 2 exons.
CUGCCUGGACGCUCUGUUCCACUCCCCGGUGCCAUCGUCCGUCCCAAGAUUCCUGUCAUUCCUCACAUCCCAUCCAGUGCUUACUCAUACAGAGAUAUGCGUACACAUACAUACAUACUUACAUACAUGUAUAGGACACCAGCCUCGCUCUCUCUCCCUCUUUCUCUCUCUCUAUAUAUAUCAUGCCUGGUUGGGAUUCGCAAACGCCUCGAUCCUAAGCCUCACACAUCACACGAAGCCCGGCAGUCUGGGGAAAGGACGAACCCUCCAUCCCUCUCCUUUCUCACACCUCUGCACGCCUUUACAGACCAGUCAAGUUCGAGGAGGCAGAGGGGAACGGGGAGCGAAAGCCCCAAGAGGGGUGUGUGUGGCGUUAGACUUUUUGAUCUGCUGCCAUCCCACUCACAGAACAGCAACCAGUGGUCCAUCGCCGCCACGGAGCAUCGUCGAUCAUUAAUAGACAAUGCCAAGUACUAUCGUCAAAACCUUAAUACUUCCUUCUCCUUGCCCUUGCUCUUCCCCUUCCCCUCCCAUGCUUGCCUCAGACCUCCUCCUAUCAUUCAUCUCUCGCUCGCACUCCCACUGCUCGCCUCGGACUCGAACUUUACGGGCCCUGUCUCAAGGGGGUCACGGGUCGUCAGAUCCUCGACGACCCGGUCCCAGAUAAGCUUCGGCGGACAAAUUUCCCUAAGAUGGGCGAGAGAGAGAGAGAGAGAGAGAGAGGAGGGGGGUGGUCCCAUCUGUACAUCUUCUCGUGUUCCGCGCUUCCUCUCAUAUCAAAACAUUGCGACGCCCCAGCGAUCGAUCACGAAGCGGGUGCCGCCCAGCCAGAACACCACGCUACCGGGCGGCCGCUCCUUGUUCUGGGACGGACAAGGUCACGACGAGACGACGGCGCAUAUUGGCGUGUGCUUCUUCUGGGGCCACCCUCUUCCUGUCGCUUCGUCGGACGGCUCACGACACGCCUCGCGCAGCGCUGUCGUCGCCUCUGUACGGCUGGGUCUUGGCGCCGUUUUUUUCUUCCUCCUCCUCGAACUGCAGGUACUGACUGACCUGAAUGGUCUGCCAGGCAGGCUUUCGGCGGUAUUCCCUGCUUGCUCUUGGCCAAUGAUGGGCCCUCUCGUCCUCCCUGUCUCCUGCCUUGUACUUGUAUGUACGCACCCCCUGUUGCUGAACAACACUUUUGGAGACGAAUGGCCGACCUAACUGCCUCCCAAAACCGGGGGCUAUUACAGAUAUUGCUAAGUUGAAGCGAAAACUGGGCUGGUGAAUGGAGUAUGAUCUUCUGGCCCUCUUCCUGUUGCUUGAGCCGACAAACCGGACUGGAUUCCCCCACCCCCUUUGCACGCCCUUUUCU